GCGGCGGCAGCGGCGGCCCCGGGGGGCGCGCCCGGCAUGGAGGGCCCGGAGCUGGGCAGAUACUACGCGUAUCUUCAGCAAGCUCAAGCAUUUUACUCGUUUCCCUUCCAUCAGAUGAUGACUGCAGUGCCCAACAUGGAAAUGAUGACUGAGCAGCCGACUCUAGAGGGCAUUCCAGAGCCAAACGUUGCUCAGGAGCCUCCAAAAGAAGUUAAAAAAGGGGGAAGGAAAAGAAAAGCCAAAGCAACUGAGCCAAAGCAACCAAAAAAGCCUGCUGCUAAAAAAGAAAAACCAGCCAAGUCAAAAGGCAAACAAGAAAAGAUCACAGAUACUUUUAAAGUCAAAAGAAAAGUGGACCGUUUUAAUGGUGUAUCUGAAGCUGAACUUCUGACCAAGACUUUGCCUGAUAUUUUGACCUUUGAUUUGGACAUUGUGAUAAUUGGCAUAAACCCUGGCCUGAUGGCAGCUUACAAAGGACAUCAUUACCCAGGACCUGGAAACCAUUUUUGGAAGUGUCUGUUCAUGUCUGGUCUAAGUAAUGAACAGCUGAACCACAUGGACGACCACACCUUGCCACAUAAAUAUGGGAUUGGAUUUACCAACAUGGUUGAAAGGACAACACCUGGAAGCAAAGACCUCUCCAGCAAAGAGUUUCGGGAAGGAGGGCGAAUUCUGAUGCAGAAGCUACAGAAGUAUAAACCUCGCAUAGCAGCUUUUAAUGGAAAAUGUAUUUAUGAAAUUUUUAGUAAAGAAGUUUUUGGAAUUAAAGUUAAGAACCUGGAAUUUGGGCUGCAGCCACACAAAGUGCCAGAUACAGAAACUCUCUGCUAUGUUAUGCCAUCGUCAAGUGCAAGAUGUGCUCAGUUUCCUCGGGCACAAGAUAAAGUUCAUUACUACAUUAAGCUGAAGGACUUAAGGGAUCAACUGAAAGGCAUCGCACCCAACACAGAGGUCCAGGAGGUGCAGUACACAUUUGACUUGCAACUUGCACAAGAGGAUGCUAAAAAGAUGGCUGUCAAAGAAGAAAAGUAUGACCCAGGCUAUGAAGCAGCGUAUGGAGGAGCUUACUGUGACCGUGCACCAUAUGACACUGACCAGUGCAGCUUGUCUUCAAACGGAGCUGGAAGCAAUGCACAGUACUGCGAAGGGUCAUCCUUUGGUGAAGUUCCUAAUGGACAGUGGAUGACACAGUCCUUUGCAGACCAGAUUCCAGAGUUCAAUGCUGGCACACGGGAAGAGGAGGGAAGCAGCGUGUAGGAGCUGUUCCUUCUCGGCUAUGCACACGUGCUGCAGUUUUAAUGCAGUGAGCAAGACUGGUACCUCGGUUCUCCAACUGAAGCAUCUGAAUAGUAUUUUAUCUCCCCUAGUUAUUUUAUUAUAGUCCAAAGUAAAUGUGUGGUAGGCUGAAAUCAAUGAAUUAGCUAAUUUUAAGGAACAGUCCAAACUUUUUAAAAAAAGUUAGCCUUUUUUGUAUAUGAGUUUUAUAUUUAAUGUAUACCAUUUCUUGCAGUUUUUGACAAAUUGCUUUCUCAUUUGUGAAGAUUUCUUUGGGUUGUUAAUUUUAUUCUGUAAGUGGUAACGUGGUAGGAACAGCAGCAGUAUACUUCUUACUGAUGCCUCAAUAUUU
Hirundo rustica (Barn swallow) is the source of this 1627-nucleotide messenger RNA. It is a transcript of the gene TDG, whose product is annotated as thymine DNA glycosylase. Gene Ontology annotation, molecular function: mismatch base pair DNA N-glycosylase activity. Gene Ontology annotation, biological process: base-excision repair, AP site formation. The record is from RefSeq and is a predicted model, not a curated record. The transcript is spliced from 10 exons. Gene Ontology annotation, cellular component: nucleus. The coding region runs from base 37 to 1257 and encodes 406 amino acids. Lineage: Eukaryota; Metazoa; Chordata; Aves; Passeriformes; Hirundinidae.